Molecule: messenger RNA, 174 nt
Organism: Plenodomus lingam JN3
Lineage: Eukaryota; Fungi; Ascomycota; Dothideomycetes; Pleosporales; Leptosphaeriaceae
Source: RefSeq, a predicted model, not a curated record
AUGCACACACGGGGGUAUUUGAAUCAUCUGUGGAGUUCCGGGAACUUGGGUUCGCAGAUGAAAAGCCUUACAGGAUGUGGAAAGAGUGAUUACACCCCUGGCCCCAAAGUCCGACGCCAUGUAGCAUGGAAACGCCCUGCAGUAAUUGCCGGUAAGCUUUUGAAUCUGGGGUAA